GAGGCUUCCAGCAAACCUCUGGCCUCUGGAGCGGCGGACCACCGUUGCCGCGGCUUUGGCUUCUACGAUCUGCGUUCGGGCUAAACGGUCACAGCGGCGCCACUGCCGCUCCCCUUGUGCCUGGUUCUGACCGUAUUUGUUCCCCGGAGGCCGCCCCGGUUACAGCAGCGGCCGCGGCAGACAUGUUGUGAGGCGGCGGCGCGAGUGUCUCAAGGAUGGUUUGGCUGAGGCGGCAGCAGCGGCUGCUGGCGGCGGCGGCAUUGGCAGCGGGGGCUCCGGCUCUGUAGAGCCCAGCCCGCUGGGUGUCCGCCCUGUACCGCGGCCAGACCAGUGGCCCUGGACCUUGCCUCUGCUCCGGCGCCGUUGGAGAACUGUUAGGCGACAGCGCACGCCCCUCAGAGGAGACACGAAGGGGGUUCUCCAGUGCUCAGAUUUCCGGACCACCUAGCCUUCCUCUCUCCGACCUGGGCAGUGCUAUCCCCAGAAUCCUCAGCCCCCCUCCUCCCCCAAAUUUGCUCCCAGCCUCGUCCUGAAUCUUUCACACACGCGGGUGUUCUACGCCCUCUCGAGCCAACCCCUCGCCCCUUAAUUUUCUGCACCCUCUUCUCAGAGCGCCGCCCGGAUUGCUCUCCGAGGGCAGGCUUUUGAAAAAAUCUUCGUGGAGCAGUGGACCAGAACUGGGGAGUUUUCAAAAGUCGGGGCGCGAGAGAUAGGAAGGUACGAUGGCUUCCUCAUCUGGAAACGAUGAUGAUCUCACUAUACCCAGAGCUGCUAUCAAUAAGAUGAUCAAAGAGACUCUCCCCAAUGUCCGGGUGGCCAACGAUGCCCGGGAGCUGGUGGUGAACUGCUGCACUGAAUUCAUUCACCUUAUAUCUUCUGAAGCCAAUGAGAUUUGCAAUAAAUCGGAAAAGAAGACCAUCUCUCCAGAGCACGUCAUACAAGCACUAGAAAGUUUAGGCUUUGGGUCUUAUAUCAGUGAAGUAAAAGAAGUCUUACAAGAAUGCAAGACAGUAGCAUUAAAAAGAAGAAAGGCCAGUUCUCGUUUGGAAAACCUUGGCAUUCCUGAAGAAGAGUUAUUGAGACAGCAACAGGAAUUAUUUGCAAAAGCUAGACAGCAGCAAGCAGAAUUAGCCCAACAGGAAUGGCUUCAAAUGCAGCAAGCUGCCCAGCAAGCACAGCUUGCUGCUGCUUCAGCAAGUGCAUCCAACCAGGCAGGAUCUUCUCAGGAUGAAGAAGAUGAUGAUGAUAUCUGAAAUUCACCAGCUGAGUUUCUAUUUCCUCUAUACAUGUUUUUCCCUGCACAAGAAAACAGUGAAAGAAAUGCUUAUCUGUAAUUUUGUAUGCAUCUUGGUGGACUUACCAUUGGUAUUCUAGGGAUGUCUGCCAUUAAGUUUCAUCUAUUGUGUGCUAUUCAUGUAAAAACUGUCUCUUGGAACUAUUGAAAAUUUAAGGCUCAGUAUAAUAUCAAUUUUGAAUUUUUAAUGGUGUUUAUGAAAUUUUAGAUAGCAGUGAGUCCUUUAUUUGAUCAAUAAACAGUGUUACAGAAAACUUCAAGUUUAUAAAAAUUCAGUGACAUUUAUACAGAAGCUCUAAAUCUUCAGUUGCAUUUCCUCUGCCCUUUUAACUAAACUAAAAAUUGGGAAUUUUAAAUUAUUGGGGGGGAGGUGCUAUGUGAUGCAGUAGAUAUUAGAUCAGGCUGGUGAAAAAACAAAGAGUUCAGUUCUGUAGUAUUUGGAUUUUUUGUCUUUUAAAAUGAGUAUAUAUAGAGGCACUAAAUAUAUAUGCUCAGAUGAAUAUACUUGUUUUAAAAAAAUCUCAAACAAGACAUUCAAAAACUAGGAUGAGUAUGUUCAGUAGUAGUUGUAAAAUUUGGUAGGUUAUGUUUUGAUUUUGUUUUUGUUUUAUGUAGAGGUAAAAACUAAAGUUUUAUUAUAGCAUAAUUCAUCUUGAGCUACACUAUUACAUUUCAAAGACUGCCCCGUUUUGAGGACUGUCAUGAUUCUUAGUAUUUUACUCAAAUGAUUGUUAAUAGUAUUACUUGCUUAGUCCAUCCAUGUUUAUUGGAACUUGUGAAACAAUUGCUUAGGUUCCGUUGGUUUAACUAAGGUUCAUGAAUAUUCAAACCUUUGCUGGGGGAAAGAAAUGAAAGUUAAUGAGCAUGCUUGUUGUAAGACGGAUUUUUUUGUAAUUUAAUUUGUAGUCAUAGUUUACUUAUUGUUUGUUUUUAGCAUUACUUUUACAAUUUCUUGACUAGAUGGCCUAGAGUGUCCAAUGCUUCCUUUUGAAAUGGCAUCAUUGUCUCCAUCAUAAUUGAGCUUUAAAAAAUGAUUGUUUUUGUUUUGUUUAAGAAAGUGUAUCAUAAUUGAUCAGACCUAUAUGAAACAUAGUUUCAACCUGCUCAUUACAAGGGAAAAGCUUUAAUUUGGUUCCAAUAAAUAAACUAUGGUAGUGAUUUUUAUAGGAAUCCAGUGUGUUGAAGAACUGGCCUACUGUUUCUAUUUUGAAAACAGAAUGGAAAGCCACUUAAGAUAGUAUGAAGUAAUCUAAAUUCCUAUGUCAGUUGCCAAAUCAUUUAAAUUUGUAUAUUCACCAGGUCUAAAGACAGAUUGCGGAUGCCAGGAUUCCAAUUUUAAUUGAAGAGCUAAAUAAGUAAAGUUUACAAGUAUUAGAUUUCUUAAUGAUCAUAUUUUGCAGUUUUAGAAAAAGUGAAAUAUUGUCAUACAUUUAUUAAAUACACUUCUUCCAUGCCACAACUAAGUGAAUCUUGCUUAAUGUUUUGAGUUGAAGUUGGUAUUGAAAUCCAUGAAGUGCAUUUGGACAAAAUAGAAGGGAUUGUUUUUUUAAAAGUUUAAGUACCAAAGGUAGUCUAGUCUAAGAAAUAAUAAGUUAAUAAGUGUUGGCUUUUCUAACUUGUACUGUAACAUCCUUAUACUUUCUAUUUUAAGUAUAUCUGUUUCUUAUGUAAACAACUUAGAUAUUUUUCCAUACUUUUUUUUGAUGCAGAGUUCAGGUUAAUAUUUUACUGCAUCUGAUAAUGUAUUAUAUAUUUGAAUCCUAGUGACUUUUCAUUUUGACAUUCUUGUGAUUUUCAUAUGCUAUAUUCUUCAAGCAAUAAAAUCUGAUGUGUUUUA
Kogia breviceps (pygmy sperm whale) is the source of this 3131-nucleotide messenger RNA. It is a transcript of the gene DR1, whose product is annotated as down-regulator of transcription 1. Gene Ontology annotation, biological process: negative regulation of transcription by RNA polymerase II; RNA polymerase II preinitiation complex assembly. Gene Ontology annotation, molecular function: protein heterodimerization activity; RNA polymerase II general transcription initiation factor activity; TBP-class protein binding. NCBI's taxonomy places the organism in Eukaryota, Metazoa, Chordata, Mammalia, Artiodactyla, Physeteridae. Gene Ontology annotation, cellular component: negative cofactor 2 complex. The record is from RefSeq and is a predicted model, not a curated record.